UCUCCUACCCUACCUACUGCUUCUCGUACAUGAUACCCCAUGCCAACCGCUCGUCCACCUCCCCCCUCCUCCCUCCGCUAUCGCAACUGACUCCGUCUUCAAGGUUACCAUCUCCCCCCUCAGACACCGUCGCCACCUCCCCGCCGCAACGAACAUCUCCCCCCAUAUAAUGGCCCUCGCCCUGACGCCACAGCAACACCUCUGUCCGCUGGAGGCCCUCCUAUCAAUCUACACCCCCAUCCUCGAAUGUCUCGUGUCCCAUCUGCCGACCUCGAGCAAGCUCGCGCUUUCGCAAUCGUCUAGAUCGCUACGCCAGCUCCUCCAUCACUACCCAAGAUUCUUCGCGCACCUCGACUUCCGACUGUCGGUCUUCGAGUCGGCCAACUUUGACUCGUACCCCCUGGGCACCGUCUACAAUCUCGACCGACUACUGCAAUGCCUCCCCGUUGAUGGCCGUAUCGUGUCUUUGACGCUCGACUGGACGGCAGUAUCCGGCUCGUUCCUGUUCAACAAGAUCUUGGACCGGUGCUCACAGACGCUUGAACAUCUCUCGGUCCGGGGAUGUCGUAAGGUUUCGAUAAAGCACCACAUUGUUCCGCAUUUUGUCUACCAGUCAUCCAUUCUUCCUCUCGGCGACCACAACGGCGAGAAGCAAACCCCCGCGCUGAAAUCACUUUACGUCUACAAAGCUCGUGGCGUACGGCGCAAGCCCUUCCUGAUCGACCGCAAACCGGCCGAUGGAGACGAACCGAGUCGGUAUCUCACUACACUCGCAGCUAGCCUUGGCAUCUGGGUGGAUCUUGGCCUCUGUCCGACCCCGAAGCUGCGGUGUCCCCGCAGACGAGAAAUCUUGCGACGAGGAAAAGAGAACUUCUGUGUGCCGUUCGACAAGCGAUGGACCGUGCUGGACGACAACGAGUCGCUUUCGGAGGUGGAGCAUGUGCGUCGAAGGACCCGUGAGCAGGGCUACGGGCAGGGCCUGGUGUGUUGGAGCUGCGACGCCGAGAUUCCCGAUCGAUGCGAGGCCUGCGUGCACCAGAUGACCUGCAGCUCGUGCGAGAAGCCGCUCUGCCACAAUUGCGCCUACAUAUCACGGGCAGCUCUGGGACAGGCAGUCAACCAGGCCGCUCAGUCGGCGAGUGCCGCGGCCACUGCUAUCCCGGCAGCCGCGUCACCGGCACAUUGGGUCGCGAUGGGGCUGGUCGGAGCGAACCCGCAACCGCUCAACACUGGAGACCAGGACGACCCGUUCGAGGCCGAACCAUGCGCGAUCCGCUCCAAACUACUGACACCAUGUUGCCGAAUAGCAUUGGGAACGCACGCGGACAACCUCUGCGCUCCGUGCUACGCUCAGACGGGCCGCGCGGCAUGCUCACUCUGCGACAAGCCGUUAUGCAUCAAACACGAACUCGAGCGAUGCCGACGGUGCGAGGGAGGCUGCAACCGAGUCUUUUGCUUUUCCUCCGCCGAGAAUCGUGAUUCUGGAUGCGGAGAGCCCGAGAACGGACGCGCACAGAUGAAAGAUUGUCUCGGCUGCGGCACGGAAAUCUGUGGGACUUGCCGCACUUCAUUCGCCAACAACAAUGCCAACGCGCAGCAACUGUCGUCAGCGUCAAGCCCGGUCCCGAGCAGUGCCGAGGAAGACGAUGACGGCAGCGAGAGCACCAUAUCCGCCGGCGACGGAGGAAGAAACAUUGCAACCUCUGGGGCGCAGAAGAAGAGUUGCUCCUGCAAGGUUUGCAUCGACAACUAUUAUUGUCCCGGCUGCUGGCCAACCAAGCCGCUUCCCUGUGAACCGCGCCCAACCUCCAUCCUCCAACAACGCAGAGUAAUGCGUGGAUCCGUCGAACUUUAUCAAAUCGCAUUCGAGGAUCCCUCGGAACCCGCAAGAUGGUUCACCCGUGCCGCCCUCUCCGAGCAACACCCACAGAUCUACCCCGCCAUGCUCGAAGAGUUCGCCGCGCGCGAGCAGCUUAAAGACGCACAUAUAUCUUUCCCCUUCUCCACCACCACCACCUCAGACCAACCAGGAUGUGACGAGAUCCCAGACUCAUACAUCAAAGUCGGCGUGUCGGAAUGGAUUCUCGAGCGAGUGCUCGCCGUCAAACCUGGGUCGGAGGGAGCGGAUUCGUGGCAUCCUCCGCCACCGAACGAGGACGGCGCAGACGACGAUGCGAUGGUGCUGUGCAAAUGGCUCGGCAGAACUAUGGCGGAAGUCACUUGGGAGAGGAAUGAGUGCUUCGACGAGGAGACUCGCCCGAGGGAGAGGAAGAUGGUGGACCAAUUUGUGCUGAUGUGUUUGCAUGAGGAUCAGAGGACUCGAGAGGUGGCUGCUGGUGCUGCGACGGCUACAGCUGCUGCUGCGGCUGCUGCGGCUGCUGCGGCUGCUGUGGCUGCUGAUUCGGCCGAAGCAGCAACAGCAAUAGAGGAGGCACAGGCAGAGACGGAGACUGAGACCGAGGGAAGUGUUUUGAUAUAGUUUAUCUCGUUGCAUGUCAUCACAUCUUCAUUUUUCUUUUACUCUUCAUCUUCCACCGUUGUCAUUGUGGAUACUGAUAUCCCGCGUGGUUCGUUGUUUCUUUUGCUGUGUUUGUGUCAUGCUGGAUGAAUGAUGGAUUAAGAAUUAGUGUUUGCGUGCGUGCGUGUUUUCAAGGGCUGGAAAAAGGACGGGAAGGAAGUGUGAUGGUCAAAGCAAUGAUCAA
Messenger RNA from Tricharina praecox, 2702 nucleotides. RefSeq lists its product as uncharacterized. The coding region runs from base 170 to 2479 and encodes 769 amino acids. The record is from RefSeq and is a predicted model, not a curated record. Lineage: Eukaryota; Fungi; Ascomycota; Pezizomycetes; Pezizales; Pyronemataceae. The transcript has a single exon.